UGCGCAAGUCGCCCGCUCUAGGCCGCCGGCUGCCUGCAGUCGCUCGGUGGGUUUCGUGUAGUGGCGGUGCUGCCAGUGAGUUUCCCGUGACUUUGGCCUAGGUUUUGUGGGAGCCCCGAGGAAUCAAGGCCAGAGGUGUGAAUAAGGUGUCAGCUCUAAAGGGAAGAUUUUCCAAGGAUGCAUCCGUACCACAAGGUCUGUGGCAUGUAUAAUGAGGAUACUUUACAGAUUCCUGAGUAUGGAAAAGUCUCUGAGUAUAAGGAUCAGUUAGAGAAGCCGGAGGGCAGGCCCACAGAAGAAAAACAGUAUAGAUGCAGUGAGUGUGGAAAGAAAUUUGCCCAGAGCUCGGGCCUCCUUCGACAUCGGAGAAUCCACACUGGUGAGAAGCCCUACGAGUGUGAUCACUGUGGAAAGGCCUUCAGUGUACGCUCAACCCUCACUGUGCAUGAACGAAUCCACACUGGGGAGAAGCCCUACACUUGUAACGAGUGUAAGAAGGCCUUUAGUGUGAGAGCACACCUGAUUAUACACCAGAGAAUCCACAAUGGAGAGAAGCCCUAUGAAUGUAAUGAGUGUGGCAGAGCGUUUAGUGUGAGCUCAGACCUGAUUAAACACCAGAGAAUCCAUACUGGGGAGAAGCCGUACGCAUGUGAUGACUGUGGGAAGGCUUUCAGCGUCAGCUCAGCGCUCAUCAAGCACCAGAGAAUCCACACAGGAGAGAAGCCAUAUGAGUGUAAGGAGUGUGGGAAGGCCUUCUAUGUGAACUCAGCCCUGAUUAAUCACCAGCGGAUCCACUCUGGAGAAAAGCCCUAUGAGUGUGGGGAGUGUAGCAAAGCAUUCAGCCAGAUCUCAACCCUAAUUCAUCAUCAGAGAGUUCAUACUGGAGAGAAACCAUAUGAGUGUAAUGAGUGUGGGAAAGCCUUCCAUGGAAGCUCUAAUCUCACUAAACAUCAGAAAAAACACGCCAAAGGAAAAUACCAGUGACUUAUGUGGUGAGGAUAUUCCCCAGGCCUCUUAUUGCAUCAGAUGUUAGCACCAAAAGAAGAGGAUGGUGAAAGUUUAAAUGUAUCGAUACUUUGUCUUUAGGAAUGUUGAUGUGAAAAGUCACUGAAAAGUGACUUAGACUAAGGCCCUGAAAUCAUAUCUACUUCUCAGAAUGAAGUUUUACAACUCAUAAGAUUACUGCUGAUGGGCACCCUUGAAGGUACAAAUAUUUGGAUCCCUGGCACCCAUGUUGGAGAUCUGGAUUGGCUUCUUGGCUUUGACCUGGCCCAGCCCUGACUGUUGAGGGUAUUCGGGGAGUUAACCAAGCAGAUGGAAGAUCCCCCUCUGUCUGCUGUCUUUCUCCACCUCUCCACCUUUUAAAUAAAAUGGAAAUGAAAGAAAAUUAUAGUGUAGUUUGCAUUGGUUUAGUCAGAGAAAAUAACUAAUUUAAGCAUUGUUUUUAUAUUUCUUAUGUGCAGACCUUUUAUUGUUAUUUUGCUGCUUCCAGUUUUAUAGAUGAAACAUAAAUUUUGAAGUUGGAAGCAAUGAUGAUUGGUUAGAUAGGGAGCAAAUAUCGUAUUUGAGUCUAGAAAUAUAAUGCAUGAUCUUUCUUUGCCUUUGAUGUAGCACUAUGUGUUUAGCCAUGAUUAACAGAAUUAGUGCCCUUUGGUGGAAGAUACAUGAUCUCUGAUACAAGAAUACAAGAUAUAAGAAUCCCAAUAGAUAAUUCUUCAACAUUGUUUUUGCUUAGUUAGCAGAUUCCCAGGCUUUUUGACUUAUGGGUUAAUAAAUAAGCCUCUGAACUUGACUGAGGUUCAUGAACAACAACAACAAAACCAGAAAAUCUUCCAAGAAACUGCAGACUUGAAAUUCUUUUGAUCCCUGAAACUUAACUUGUUUCAAGAUGAACACCAAAUGGAUAGAAAUCGCAGAUUGCUGUGGUCCACAUUAUGAAUAGAACAUUGCCUGGGAAGGAUGGAGGUUUGCGGGCAGAGUCUUUAAGGGAAGAAUGUCCUGGGAUCACCAUUGCAGCGUUGCCACAUCCCACCCCAAACCAACACAGCUGUAAAUAUUCAGCAGCAGAGUGGAUAGAGAGAGAGACAGAGAGAAAGGUCUUCCUUUUUGCCAUUGGUUCACCCUCCAAUAGCCACUGAGGCCGGCGCAUCUCGCUGAUCCGAAGCCAGGAGCCAGGUGUUUCUCCUGGUCUCCCAUGCGGGUGCAGGGCCCAAGCACUUGGGCCAUCCUCCACUGCCUUCCUGGGCCAUAGCAGAGAGCUGGCCUGGAAGAGGGGCAACCGGGAUAGAAUCCGGCGCCCCGACCGGGACUAGAACCCGGUGUGCCGGCACCGCAAGGCGGAGGAUUAGCCUGUUAAGCGACGGCGCUGGCCACUAGUAAAACUCUUAAGAUGGUGACUCCUGGCCUUGAAUAAGAAGUCUAUUUGAAAGCAGAGUUUUCCACAAGAAUUCCAACGCAGGAUGAUGCCCAGGAGUCUAGAUGGGAACAUUCCUGAGGGGAUCCACACUGGAAAAGUCCAUGGGUUUCUGAUUAGUUUAAACAAGUGAGUGAGAGAAAGAGAGAGAGAGAGGGAAGGAAGCCCUUUAUAAAGCACAACCAACCUUACCUCACACUAAGUCAAGUACUGCUGAUAAAGGGACCUGAGCCAUCUGGGGGGAUUUUCUCCGAAAUUCAGUCUCUCAAAAUGUUCUGAGAAUUGAAAACCUCCAUUCAGGUUGUUCACAAUUCUCAACCUCAGUGACUGCACUAAAAGAAGUAGACUUUUCAUUGCAAAGUGAGUAGAAAAGUUGUUCUGAAAAUACCUCUUCCUAAUCAAGCAAACCCCGGCACACCAGCAGUCCCUGCUUAAAUACUGCUAUGACCAAACUGAAUGAAACCCAGUAAGUGUUCUCAGUCUUGAUGUACCUUUACUGCAAACCCAAGUCCCAUUAAACAACAAGGAGGUCAUCUGGAGGGGAGUUUUGUCAGAGUAGAGAGUAUGGCAAAACUCAGGUACUGCAGUGAUCUUGUCAGCCAUCACGAACCCUUCUGGCUGUCUUCAGUGUAGGAGGCCUUGGAGUGAGCUCAAGUCUCAUUAAACUUAAGCAAGGUCAUUUUGCACAGGAGUCUUAAAUAUAAGAGACUCUGCUGUAGAGAUCUCUUACCCAACGUCAGAGGACACACAACAGAAAUGAAUCUCAGUAAAUACAUCAGUAUCUCAGUAAAUACAUGUAGCAAAGGACUUUUUCACACUAAGCAUCGCCAGUAAAAAGAAAAAGCAUAUGUUCACUUAAAAAAAAAAAAAGAUUUCUUUAUUUGAAAGGCAGAGUACAAGGGUAAAGGAGAGAUAGAGAUCUUCCACUGGUUCACUCCCCAAAUGACCGAAAUGACCAUGGCUUUAACUGGCUGGAGCCAGGAGCUUCUUCCAGGUCUCCCACACAGGUGCAGGGGCCCAAGGACUUGGGCCAUCCUCCACUGCUCUCCCAGGUCACAGCAGAGAGCUGGAUCAGUAGUGGAGCAGCUGGGACUCAAACCAGCGCCCACAUGGGAUGCUGGCACUUCAGGCCAGGGCUUUUUUUUUUUUUUGGACAGGCAGAGUGGAUAGUGAGAGAGAGAGAGAGAAAGGUCUUCCCUUGCGGUUGGUUCACCCUCCAGUGGCCGCUGCGGCUGGCGCAUCGUGCUGAUCCAAAGCCAGGAGCCAGGCGCUUCUCCCGGUCUCCCAUGCAGGUUCAGGGCCCAAGCACUUGGGCCAUCCUCCACUGCCUUCCUGGGCCAUAGCAGAGAGCUGGCCUGGAAGAGGGGCAACCGGGAUAGAAUCCGGCGCCCCAACCAGAACAAGAACCCUGUGUGCCGGCGCCGCAAGCUGGAGGAUUAGCCUGUUAAGCCACGGCGCCGGCCACAGGCCAGGGCUUUAACCCACUGGGCCACAGCACCAUCCCUCUUAUUAUUGCACUGCCCUAUUUGUGUAAAAAUUUUAGCAACCUUAUACAAAAAGCCUAAGCCCAAGAACAGAUGUACAUGUGCAUAUACAUACAUGCACACACAUGUAUGGGUAGAGGCUGUAUCCCUUUUAUGCUAUGCUAUUAUAGCAUAGUAGGCACUCAGAAGUAUUUUUCUGCUACAUUUCUCUUAAAGAAGACUUUCAGACUCAGAACAGAAAAGACAGAGUAGUCUUGUUAAUAUCAGUAAGUUGUAUCUGUAUAAUGCUUUCUAGCUUGUAAAAAGUUUUCACAUGCAUCUCUUUAUGUACUGUCAGAAACCGCAGCAAAGAAAAAGCACAGUAACCAUUUCCUAAUGAGUUUUAGUGUUUAAGACCAAGCUAUUAGGAAAUAUUUAGGAAAAGUAAAGAUUAAAGGAGAGAAAAGGA
Messenger RNA from Lepus europaeus (European hare), 4345 nucleotides. RefSeq names its product zinc finger protein with KRAB and SCAN domains 8-like. The coding region runs from base 178 to 984 and encodes 268 amino acids. Lineage: Eukaryota; Metazoa; Chordata; Mammalia; Lagomorpha; Leporidae. The record is from RefSeq and is a predicted model, not a curated record. The transcript has 7 exons.